CAUGGUCUAGGUAAGGGUGUUUGACGUUUUGAAAUAAAUACAUGGUAGUCUUAUAGACGUUUAUUCUUUCUGUAAGAUAAUUAUAAACAACUUCUUGAAGAUAUUUGUAAAUACAAUAAAUUUUGAAAUUAAAUAAAAAAUGAGCAUUCAAAAAAUCUUACCAAGAGUAUAUGGACUGCUUGUUUCAAAUAUAAAGUCAGCAUCAUGUUGUACCAUGGUAAAACUACAACAUACUAAGAGUGAUGUUAACGAGCACAGGGCUAAAGUCAUGGCUCGAGGCUUGCCUGAAAAGAAGCCCUUACAUAAAGUUAAAAGUAUAAUAUUAGUUGCAUCUGGAAAAGGAGGCGUUGGAAAGACAACUACCGCUGUGAAUCUCGCAUGUGCUAUGAAAGUGAUAGAACCUGACAAGGAGAUAGGACUCUUAGACGCUGAUGUGUUUGGUCCAUCAGUUCCUCUAAUGAUGAACAUCAGCGGGGAGCCCAUGCUGAAUGAUGACAAUCUAAUUGAACCCCAUGUCAACUAUGGUGUUAAGUGCAUGUCAAUGGGCUUGUUGGUCUCUGGUGAGAAUGCUGUAGUAUGGCGUGGCCUUAUGGUGAUGCAGGCAUUGGAGCGACUUACGCGGAAUGUAGCAUGGGGCCCGCUAGACUGCCUCAUAGUAGACACACCUCCUGGUACCGGAGACACUCAUCUGUCACUUGCACAGAAUCUGCCCAUCGAUGGAGCAAUUGUUGUGACAACACCUCAAUCUGCAGCUUUACAAGUUACUAAGAGAGGUGUUAACAUGUUUGAAAAACUCAAAGUCCCCAUUAUUGGACUGGUCGAAAAUAUGUCACAUGCAAUCUGUCAUAAAUGUGGUACGAAAAACUUUAUAUUUGGUAAUGAAACUAAGCAGACAGCUGAUCAGAUGGGACUUAAGAUUAUUCAGAGCUUUGAAGUGGAUUCAAAUAUGUCUGAAUGCAUUAACAGUGGGAAACCAGCCAUAUAUGCACUUCCAGACAGCACACAUGCAGAGAAGUAUAGACAGCUAGCAAACACAGUCUUUAAAUAUAUUUCGAAUAAAGAUAAGGCGGAAGCUGAGGCGACCGAGCAGUAGACCCACACAAAAUAUUUACACGUAGUUGUUGAAUUAUGUUUAUUAUAUUUAAACAUUUCACAAAUAAAUCUGUUAUAAAAAAAUGUUGUCUUACUUACACAAUAAUAAUAUAUAAUAUGGCAAAACGUAACAUUUAUAUAGUCGCACAGAAAUAGGUUACGAAAAAAAAAGGUUGAAGGUGUAAUUAUGUCAUAUUUAUUCAAAACAUUUCAUUUAUGAAUUCGACUAUUCUUCACGAGCGUACAUUAAAAAUAAAUAAAAAAUACUAUAAAAAUAUUUUUGUCUUUUUAAAUAUACUUUUGUAGAAAUUAAGUUUACAAGGAAGAAUAAAGUGCUAUUUGAUUAAUUACUGUAAAGUCGCGUCUAAAGACUUGUCACAACAGCAGAUACAGGCUACAUUAAAAGUAAAUUUUAUGUUUUAAUUAAA
Nymphalis io (European peacock) is the source of this 1520-nucleotide messenger RNA. RefSeq names its product iron-sulfur protein NUBPL (gene Nubpl). Gene Ontology annotation, biological process: mitochondrial respiratory chain complex I assembly; iron-sulfur cluster assembly. Gene Ontology annotation, molecular function: ATP binding; ATP-dependent FeS chaperone activity; 4 iron, 4 sulfur cluster binding. The record is from RefSeq and is a predicted model, not a curated record. Lineage: Eukaryota; Metazoa; Arthropoda; Insecta; Lepidoptera; Nymphalidae. Gene Ontology annotation, cellular component: mitochondrion. The transcript has 5 exons. Bases 140 to 1093 code for a protein of 317 amino acids.